AUGUUUAAGUUACCAUUAUUGUUAGCGUUCGUUUUUGGUCUAUUGACCUGUCAAUUAGUACUUGCAGAUGACUCUACACCAGAAGUCGAAGUUGUGGGUAACAAAUUUUACUUCAAGAAUAAUGGUUCCCAAUUCUUGAUGAGAGGUAUUGCUUACCAGCAAAACACUGAAAAUACCACUUCCAAGGAAUUCGUUGAUCCUCUCGCUGAUGGUGAUGCUUGUAAGAGAGACGUUGAGUACCUCCAGAAGUUAAACACUAACACAUUAAGAGUAUAUGCUCUUAACCAUUCUAAGAACCACGAUGAAUGUAUGAAGACUUUCGCCGAUGCUGGUAUUUACAUUAUUGCUGAUUUAUCUGAACCAGAACUUUCCAUCAAUAGAGACUCUCCAUCUUGGGAUUUAGAGUUAUACGAAAGAUACACCGGUGUUGUUGAUCAAUUUGCCAACUAUUCGAAUGUUUUAGGCUUCUUCGCAGGUAACGAAGUUACUAACAACAAAUCCAACACUGAUGCUUCUGCAUUCGUGAAGGCUGCUAUCAGAGAUACCAAGAAGUACAUUUCAGACAAGAAUUAUAGAGACAUUCCAGUUGGUUACUCUUCAAAUGAUGAUGAAGACACCAGAAUUGCAAUUGCAGACUACUUCUCUUGUGGUAGCCUUGAUGAAAGAGCAGAUUUCUUCGGUAUUAACAAUUACGAAUGGUGUGGUGAUUCCAGCUUUAAGUCUUCUGGUUACGAGGACCGUACAAAAGAAUACAAGAACUUGACUAUCCCUGUUUUCUUCUCUGAAUAUGGAUGUAAUGCUAAAAGACCAAGAAAGUUUACAGAAGUCGGUACCAUUUUUAGUGAUGAUAUGACUGAUGUGUGGUCUGGUGGUAUUGUUUACAUGUACUUCGAAGAAGCAAACAAGUAUGGUUUAGUCUCAGCUAAUGGUGAUAAUGUUAAAACUUUAGAUGACUUUAAAUAUUAUUCAUCAGAAAUUAACAAGAUUUCUCCAUCUUACGCCAAGAAAUCCUCUGUUAAGCUGGCUUCUAGCACUCUUUCUUGUCCUGCCUCUGCUUCAACGUGGAAAGCUGCUUCCAAAUUACCUCCAACUCCAGAUAAGGAUACUUGUGAUUGUAUGUCAAAGUCUUUGGAAUGUGUUCUUUCUGAUGACGUUGAUGAAGAAGAUUACGGUGACUUGUAUGGAAGUGUUUGUGGUGAUAUUGAUUGUGACACAAUUACCGCUGAUGGUGCAAAGGGUAAGUACGGUGCUUUCUCUUUCUGUUCCUCAAAGGAUAAGUUAUCUUACAUCUUGAAUGCUUAUUACGAAAAGAAUGGUAAGAAGAGUUCCGCUUGUGAUUUUAAGGGUUCCGCUUCCAUCAAUAAGAAAGCUUCAGCCAAUAAAUCAUGUUCAUCAAAGAUUUCCCAAGCCACUAAGGGUGGAUCUAGUUCCUCUGGGUCUUCUGGCUCUAGCUCUGACUCUAGUUCUGACUCUAGUUCUGGUUCUGGUUCUGGUUCAAGCUCUGGUUCUGGUUCCGACUCUACUUCAACUAAGCUGUCUUCCGGUAACUUAUCAAUGAAGAGCAUUUCUAAGGGAGAAUUAUUGACAGUUGUCGGUAUGGUUACAUGUUUCGUUGGUGGUAUCUCAUUCGUAUUAGUUUAA
Molecule: messenger RNA, 1641 nt
Organism: Debaryomyces fabryi
Lineage: Eukaryota; Fungi; Ascomycota; Pichiomycetes; Serinales; Debaryomycetaceae
Exons: 1
Coding region: 1-1641 (546 amino acids)
Biological process (GO): fungal-type cell wall (1->3)-beta-D-glucan biosynthetic process
Cellular component (GO): fungal-type cell wall; cytoplasm
Molecular function (GO): 1,3-beta-glucanosyltransferase activity
Source: RefSeq, a predicted model, not a curated record